UUUGCAAUAACUUUACCUGCAGUAGUAUCGGAGUAAAGGCUUCAGUUUGGCAAAUCUAUUUUAAUUUUUUUCUUUGCACAUUUAAGCACUACCCUAGUAUAUAGUAGAUGCUCACAUUUGAAUAUACAAAAGUGCGGAACUGCAAAAAAUCCGGGUUGAAUUUUUAUUGUAAUUGUAAGUAUUAAUAAAUAAAAGUAGCAAUUCAAAAUGAGGGAAUUCCCUUAACCAAAGGUAGUCCGGUGUAAGUUACAUAUGUAGUUAUUUGAAGGCUUUCAACCAAUUUAUCUGCUUUGUUUGCACUACCAAAUUGAUUUGUCCGGCAUAAUCGGCGCAUAAAAAUAUCUUACUAGAUAUGGCAUACAUAAAUAGAUUACAUAUUUACAUACAUAUUAAUUCCUCUUUCCUUAUUCGGUGUUGGUUCAAGUUCAAGUUUUCAAUAAAUUGUUACGCACAUACCUACAUAAAUCCAUAUGAACUUUAUUUUAUGUGUUCGCAUUAAAUGCAGAUCUGGUUUUCACGUAAUCGAAAAAAGUUCGAAAUCUAAACUAUGAUUCGAACUGAACGAAUAACUGCAGCAUUUAUUAAACUUUGUGUUUUUCUCUCAUCAAAGUGAUCGCGUGAUGAGUUUUGAGUAAACUUUUCUGUAAAUUGGAUAACUGAAUUAUUGGUAGUGCUCAAUAUAUGUUGAAAACGUAGGCGUUGAUGGUUUGCUAGUGAAUUUUUGUUUGUUCACUGGUUGUCGGUGAACAUCGGUCAAUGACGCAUAAGUUCAGAUUAAAUGAGCCAUUAAUUUAACAGCUAGAGCAAGAUAAACAAUUUUUUAAAAUAAAUUCAUUUCAUGUAGAUAAUUUUCGGAUAUGUUUAUAAUAUUUUAGCCCAAACUUCCUGAUGGAUGUUGUCACUCCUUCAUCACCUUUACAGGAAUAUAUUUAACUCGCACUUUUAUUCUUUGUUGAAUAAUCUUCAGCUUUUAGUUUUAUUUUUUGUAUUCCUUCGGAUGACAGAUAUUUUCUUUAAGUACCUCGAUACUCAGCAAUUAAUCUGUAAUCUGGCAAGAAGUUGCAACGAACUCGAAUCAUUUGCUUAUAUCACUCACUCAACUUUUAGGCGCAUGAUGUCUCCAGCUUCAGGUUUAGAGAAGUGCGAACCUACAGAGGUUUUGGCAUGAGAACCACACCAGAUAGUAAGAUGUGACAGUUUACUUUACAACUUUUUUUGAUUCUGUUGGAAAAAUAUGCUAUCUAUAUGGCAAUGGAUCACUGCUGCUCCAAUAAUAACUUUUCUCUCACACUACUCUAAAGUAAUCCUUUAACAUACAUUUAAAAAUGUUUUUCAAUUCGUAGAUCUAUGAGACGAAAAGUCAUACGUCAUACGUAAUACUACAAAAUUGAGUCUUUAAAAUCGCCAGAGUUCACUCACUAGUUUAAAAAAUUUUAGCCUGAAUAGUGAUUAUUGUAAGUUUGCAACGAAGGGUUUAGCACAAAGAAGGAAACCCUAUAAUGUAUGUACAUAUAUAUGAUCAGCGAUGUGAGCUGAGGCGAUUCAGCCAGGUUCCUUCGUCUAGUCACUUAGUUUGUGAGUUAUCGUUCAGAUAUUUUGCGCAGGUUCUUUCCUCUCCAAGAAGCAGUUAAUUUGUUGGAACCGCCGACAGCCGAAGUUAAAGUUUUUUGUCUUCCUUGAGUUCAUUUAUUUUUUAUACAAAUAUUUAAUUAUUUAAUUUUAAGGAAUAGCAAGAAUAUUAAGAGCGCAGUGAUUCUACAGGCAACCACUUAUCAGUUAUACUUACUAUACAUAUCUUUAGCACUUUUCAUAUUUAUAAAUUGUCAGUUCACAAGUAAAUGAGUUGAUCAUUUAAAGCAACAACAACAGUAAAGAGGAAUCAACAUUAAUAACAGCAAACAGCGAAUACAUUACUGUAGUUGACAACAAAAACCGAUAUUUUCAUUGUAAGCUACAGAUGUUGGGAAAUACUUCAUGUCAUAACUUAUUUUCAUCACUGAAAGUAAAUUGAAAUCAACGUCAGAUUAGCAGUGGGAGACAGACGUGUAUAACUUCAACAUACAUACAUACAAACAAAUAUUAUAUACAUAGAUACGUAUUACAAAAGAAGACAAGCAACAUUUGUUCGUAUACUAUAUAGAUUAUAAUUGAAUGCAGAUUCUAGACAAGUUUGAACACAAACAUUUUAAAACAGCAUGAAGGGUUGGUUUGAUGCUUUUCGUGACGACGGUGGACCCACACUAUACUCAUUUCCUAAUCGUACACCGGUGACAGGCGAUGUCUCCAUUGUUGCCGUCUCUGUUUUAUUUGCAACAUUUUACGUUGCUUUUCUAGUGAUAUUUCCCGGUGUGAGGAAACAGAAAUUCACCACAUUUUCGACAGUCACUCUCAGCUUGUUCGUGGGCUUAGUCAUACUAAUUACUCGACUGGGCUCCGCUUGGCAUGUGGCGCACACAACCAUCAUAGCGCCGUACAAGGCGUUCUCGCGUGAGAAGAUGCCGUCGCGGAUAGGCACGCAUAUCGGCCUUAUGCACGUCAAUGUGACGUUGACAGCCAUAGCGGUUGGCAAUUGGACAGCACCGGAUGUGGACUACAAUGAACGCUUCGGAUGGGAGGGUGCCAACGAUAUGAGUGCCAAUUAUCGCGAUGCGUUGAGACGUGGCCUUCCAUUUCCAAUACUGACUGUGGCGGAAUAUUUCAGUCAGGGCCGCGAGGGUUUUUGCUGGGGUGGCCAAUAUCGCGCUGCCGGCUACUUUGCCAGCAUAAUGCUGUGGGCAUCGUUAGCCUCAUGGCUGCUCAUGAAUCUGCUGCUUAUCGCUGUGCCACGUUACGGUGCUUACAUGAAGGCGCUAACGGGCGCAUUGCUCAUUGGCACCAAUAUUGGCUAUUAUUGCAUGCUGCCAAAGCGUCCGUUGAUCAUCUAUUUGGAAGGUGGCCGCUUGGAGUUCAAGCUCGGCUGGUGUUAUUGGCUUUUGCUGGUUGCCGGUAUCCUUUGCUUCAUUUGUGGUGUUUUAAUAUCCAUAAUUGACUUAGUGUGGCCGCACACUUUCUCCACUGUGCUCGAAGUGUAUUACGGUACACCCUACGAUAGACAUGUUAUCCUGGAGGAAUCGAGUGAUGUGCGUUAUCGCAAACGUGGUACCGCUGGCGGUGGUGCCGGUGGUUUAGAGGAUCAACGAGGAUUGGGUUCGCGUAUUUUGCGUCGUCUCUCGUCGAAGGCACGAGAUCAUGGUAAUGCUGCUGCUUAUUAUGGUGGUAAUGCCGGUGUUGCUGGCGUUUCUAGUGCGUCGGGUGUCAGUGCUGGUGCAUCGGGUGCUAUGGUGCCGGGUGUUAUUGAAAAUAAAAGCUUCCAACCGGACGUGCCGAAAAGUCCAUGGCGUUAUCCAUUCAGACGUGCACAGCAAAUACAAGCGGCGCGUCCAAAUGCGCGUCUACAACGCACCAUUUCACAGGAGUCGGGCUCCAGUAUAGCAUCAGCGGCCAUACACAUUUCGCCAUUACAUAAGCACGCGCUGGCGCGUAUGCUGCCUAACCCACCCAUGAAUCGCAUUCGAGAUGUGGAACACUGGUGACCUCAACAAUCUUAAUGCCUGAGACAAACUUCUUUUUGGAUAAUAUUGCUAAACAAAGGCAGAUAUUUAUUUUAUAAGUAAAAUUAAAUUGGGCGUAACUUCUACUUCGGAAUUAAAGUUAUGUAACUGAAAACAAAUAUUGUGAUACAAAAACGAAAAAUAAGAAACUAUUUAGAACUACAAUGGACAUAUACAUAUUAUAUAUAGGAAAGAUAAACUAGGACUUAAGCAAUCGCAUGCCAAUACAUAUACAAUUAUGAUUUUAAAAGAAUGACACAAUUUCCAAUAAGUUUAAAUGACAGCGCAGACAACGACACAACGGUUAUAUUUCAGCACAAUAUUUAAGUGAAAAUCUAUUUUUUUGAAUUAUUUUUAAAUCCAUACAAAUACAAAAAUUGGCUUUUGCAGGUUUCAUAGUUAUUUUCGUAGGCGUUUAUUAUAAAAUAACGUUUAAGUUAGUCUUAAGUUAACCAAAUUAUUUAUUGAGUAUUAAAAAGUAUAACAAAAAUUAAAAAAUUAAAUGAGAUAAUUUUUAGUGCGUAGAAUUUGUAAAAUAUUUAAAUAAAUUUUGCAUGUCAUACUAAUUUAUUUUGGACUUAAGACCCUUGAAUUAGGCCCUAAACUGUCUAUUACUGUGUUUAAUAAACGUAACUGUUGUCAUAAAAAAAUAUGUUAAAGAGUAAUGUGGAGAUAUGAGAGUGUUAAGAGCUUGCAGUAAUGUAAUAAGAUAUCAAAUAACCCUGUACUAAUUUAAGCUGAAAACAAUAAAUCUGUAAAAAUAUAUUUGUAGCAUAGGACCCUUUUCGAACGCGAAAAUAUUUUAUAAAUUAAGAAGUUAUAAAAAAUAAAUUAAUAUAAUGCCAUAUAGUAUA
This is a messenger RNA of Bactrocera oleae (olive fruit fly), 4444 nucleotides long. Lineage: Eukaryota; Metazoa; Arthropoda; Insecta; Diptera; Tephritidae. The record is from RefSeq and is a predicted model, not a curated record.